GCUCUGGGCUCUGCGCUCUGCGCUCCGCCGCCUCCAUGGAGCGCCGGCCGCGCCGCCUCUGAUGCCCGGCCCGGCGCGCACCAUGGGGCCGCUGUGGCUCUGCUGCCUGCCCCUCGCCCUCCUGCCCCUGCUCGCCGCCGUGGAAGAGACACUGAUGGACUCCACCACGGCGACAGCAGAGCUGGGCUGGACAGUGCAUCCUCCCUCAGGGUGGGAAGAGGUGAGUGGGUACGAUGAGAACAUGAACACCAUCCGCACCUACCAGGUGUGCAACGUCUUUGAGUCCAGCCAGAACAACUGGCUCCGCACCAAGUACAUCCGCAGGCGAGGAGCACACCGCAUCCACGUGGAGAUGAAAUUCUCUGUCCGGGACUGCAGCAGCAUCCCAAAUGUCCCAGGCUCCUGUAAGGAGACUUUUAACCUCUACUAUUUCGAGUCGGACUUGGACUCGGCCACCAAGACUUUUCCUAACUGGAUGGAGAAUCCUUGGAUGAAGGUGGACACGAUCGCUGCUGACGAGAGCUUCUCACAGGUGGACUUAGGUGGACGGGUGAUGAAGAUCAACACCGAGGUGCGCAGCUUUGGGCCCGUCUCCAAGAACGGUUUCUACCUGGCCUUCCAGGACUAUGGGGGCUGCAUGUCCCUGAUUGCCGUCCGUGUCUUCUACCGCAAAUGUCCCCGUGUGAUCCAGAACGGGGCUGUCUUCCAGGAAACCCUGUCGGGAGCGGAGAGCACCUCGCUGGUGGCAGCCAGGGGCACGUGCAUUGCCAAUGCGGAGGAGGUGGACGUGCCCAUCAAGCUGUACUGCAACGGUGACGGCGAGUGGCUGGUGCCCAUCGGCCGCUGCAUGUGCCGCGCCGGCUACGAGUCCGUGGAGAACGGGACCGUCUGCAGAGGCUGUCCCUCAGGAACAUUCAAGGCCAGCCAGGGGGAUGAAGGGUGCGUCCACUGCCCCAUCAACAGCCGGACAACCUCGGAAGGGGCCACAAACUGCGUGUGCCGGAAUGGAUAUUACCGGGCAGACGCCGACCCCGUGGACAUGCCGUGCACCACCAUCCCGUCCGCCCCGCAAGCCGUGAUCUCCAGCGUGAACGAGACGUCGCUGAUGCUGGAGUGGAGCCCCCCGCGGGACUCGGGGGGCCGCGAGGACCUGGUGUACAACAUCAUCUGCAAGAGCUGCGGGGCCGGCCGCGGGGCCUGCACGCGCUGCGGGGACAACGUGCAGUUCACCCCGCGCCAGCUGGGCCUCACCGAGCCCCGCAUCUACAUCAGCGACCUGCUGGCCCACACCCAGUACACCUUCGAGAUCCAGGCCGUCAACGGCGUCACCGACCAGAGCCCCUUCUCCCCGCAGUUCGCCUCCGUGAACAUCACCACCAACCAGGCCGCCCCUUCUGCCGUGUCCAUCAUGCACCAGGUGAGCCGCACCGUGGACAGCAUCACCCUGUCCUGGUCCCAGCCCGACCAGCCCAACGGAGUCAUCCUGGACUAUGAGCUGCAGUACUACGAGAAGGAUCUGAGUGAGUUGAACUCGACCACAGUGAAGAGCCCCACCAACACUGUGGCAGUGCAGAACCUCAAGGCUGGCACCAUCUACGUGUUCCAGGUGCGGGCGCGCACCGUGGCCGGCUACGGCCGCUACAGUGGGAAGAUGUAUUUCCAAACCAUGACUGAAGCCGAGUACCAGACCAGCGUGCAGGAGAAGCUGCCACUCAUCAUCGGCUCCUCGGCGGCGGGGCUGGUGUUCCUCAUCGCCGUGGUGGUCAUCGGCAUCGUGUGCAGCAGAAGACGGGGCUUCGAGCGGGCUGACUCGGAGUACACGGACAAGCUGCAGCACUACACCAGUGGCCACAGUACGUACCGGGGGCCCCCCCCGGCCCUGGGGGGCCGCUCGCUGCUCGUGACUCCAGGAAUGAAGAUUUAUAUUGAUCCUUUCACCUAUGAAGAUCCCAAUGAGGCUGUCAGGGAAUUUGCAAAAGAAAUCGAUAUCUCUUGUGUCAAAAUCGAGCAGGUGAUUGGGGCAGGGGAGUUUGGUGAGGUGUGCAGUGGGCAUCUCAAGCUUCCAGGCAAAAGGGAGAUCUUUGUGGCCAUCAAGACCCUCAAGUCUGGCUACACGGAGAAGCAGAGACGGGACUUCCUGAGUGAGGCCAGCAUCAUGGGGCAGUUUGACCACCCCAACGUCAUCCACCUGGAGGGGGUGGUCACCAAGAGCUCUCCAGUCAUGAUCAUCACUGAGUUCAUGGAGAAUGGCUCACUGGACUCCUUCCUGCGGCAAAACGAUGGGCAGUUCACGGUGAUCCAGCUGGUGGGCAUGCUGCGGGGCAUCGCCGCGGGCAUGAAGUACCUGGCAGACAUGAACUACGUGCACCGGGACCUGGCUGCCCGCAACAUCCUGGUCAACAGCAACCUGGUGUGCAAGGUGUCCGACUUUGGCCUCUCCCGCUUCCUGGAGGACGACACCUCCGACCCCACCUACACCAGCGCUCUGGGUGGGAAGAUCCCGAUCCGAUGGACGGCACCUGAGGCCAUCCAGUACCGAAAGUUCACCUCAGCCAGUGACGUGUGGAGCUAUGGAAUUGUCAUGUGGGAGGUGAUGUCCUAUGGAGAGCGGCCCUACUGGGACAUGACCAACCAGGAUGUGAUAAAUGCCAUUGAGCAGGACUAUCGGCUGCCCCCACCCAUGGACUGCCCAAAUGCCCUUCACCAGCUGAUGCUGGACUGCUGGCAGAAGGAUCGGAACCACAGGCCCAAAUUUGGGCAAAUUGUCAACACCUUGGAUAAAAUGAUCCGAAAUCCAAACAGCCUGAAAGCCAUGGCACCUCUCUCCUCUGGGAUGAACCUCCCCCUCCUUGACCGCACAAUCCCGGAUUACACCAGCUUCAACACUGUGGAUGAAUGGCUGGAUGCCAUCAAGAUGAGCCAGUACAAGGAGAGCUUUGCCAGUGCUGGUUUCACCACCUUUGAUGUAGUAUCUCAGAUGACUGUAGAGGACAUUCUGCGAGUCGGGGUCACUUUAGCAGGACACCAGAAGAAAAUUCUGAACAGUAUCCAGGUGAUGAGAGCACAGAUGAACCAAAUCCAGUCUGUGGAGGUUUGAUGGCUGCCUGUCCUCCCACUCCUCCUCCUCGAGGCCCUGCUCCCCUUUGCCCCUGUAUGUCCAAGCUCCAGUUCCUGAGUGUUCUGCAUGGACCAGAGACAGGCAGCUGCUCUGAGGAUCACGGCAGCAGGAGGGAACACCCUGUCCUCAACAAUGAGAAGUUGCCAAGAGCUUCUAGAAUUUAAGCAAUGGAAA
Messenger RNA from Melozone crissalis (California towhee), 3292 nucleotides. It is a transcript of the gene EPHB2, whose product is annotated as EPH receptor B2. Gene Ontology annotation, molecular function: protein binding; ATP binding; transmembrane-ephrin receptor activity. Gene Ontology annotation, cellular component: neuron projection; plasma membrane. The record is from RefSeq and is a predicted model, not a curated record. The transcript is spliced from 16 exons. The coding region runs from base 62 to 3097 and encodes 1011 amino acids. Lineage: Eukaryota; Metazoa; Chordata; Aves; Passeriformes; Passerellidae. Gene Ontology annotation, biological process: protein phosphorylation; axon guidance; angiogenesis.